This is a messenger RNA of Poeciliopsis prolifica (blackstripe livebearer), 3526 nucleotides long. Its product is annotated as cAMP-dependent protein kinase type I-alpha regulatory subunit. The record is from RefSeq and is a predicted model, not a curated record. Gene Ontology annotation, cellular component: cAMP-dependent protein kinase complex. Gene Ontology annotation, molecular function: cAMP-dependent protein kinase regulator activity. The coding region runs from base 189 to 1331 and encodes 380 amino acids. Gene Ontology annotation, biological process: regulation of protein phosphorylation. Lineage: Eukaryota; Metazoa; Chordata; Actinopteri; Cyprinodontiformes; Poeciliidae. The transcript is spliced from 11 exons.
UGUCAGCCGUAUCCGGUGGGGCAGCGGUCCAAGGCUCGGAAAAAAAAAAUCGAAGCGAGCAGGAAGAUCUAGUAACGGUGCGCUUUGUGAAAAUACCAUACGUGCCGAGUCUUUAUCGAAAGGCUCGGUGGGAUUUUACAGUUUUUCGUUAACGUCAGAGGUCAUAGAGCAGGGUUUCGUCUGUCAUCAUGGCAUCUGGAAGUACGAGCAGCGAGGAGGAGCGGAGCCUCAGGGAGUGUGAGCAGUACGUGCAGAAACACAACAUCCAGCAGCUGCUGAAGGACUGCAUCGUCCAGCUGUGCACCUCCAGGCCUGACCGGCCCAUGGCGUUCCUCAGGGAAUACUUCGAGAGGCUGGAAAAGGAGGAGGCCAAGCAGAUUCAGAACCAGCAGAAGGCCAGCAGCUCCCGCUCAGACUCGCGCGAUGAAGAAGUGUCUCCGCCCAUGAACCCAGUGGUGAAGGGUCGUCGGCGGAGAGGAGCCUUCAGUGCAGAGGUUUACACAGAGGAGGACGCAGCCUCGUACGUCAGGAAGGUGAUUCCUAAGGACUACAAAACCAUGGCUGCUUUGGCUAAAGCCAUUGAAAAGAAUGUGCUCUUCUCACACCUGGAUGACAAUGAAAGGAGUGACAUAUUUGAUGCCAUGUUUCCAGUCACCUACAUUGCUGGGGAAACAGUCAUUCAGCAAGGUGAUGAAGGGGACAACUUCUACGUCAUCGACCAAGGAGAGAUGGAUGUGUACGUGAACAACGAGUGGGUGACCAGCAUCGGAGAGGGAGGCAGCUUCGGAGAGCUGGCACUCAUCUAUGGCACCCCGAGAGCGGCUACAGUCAGAGCCAAGACCAACGUGAAGCUGUGGGGCAUCGACAGAGACAGCUACAGGAGAAUACUCAUGGGAAGCACUUUGAGAAAGAGGAAGAUGUAUGAGGAAUUCCUCAGGAAAGUGUCCAUUUUAGAGUCUCUUGAUAAAUGGGAGCGUCUGACGGUGGCCGACGCCUUGGAGCCCGUUCAGUUUGAGGACGGCCAGAAGAUCGUGGUGCAGGGCGAGCCCGGAGAUGAGUUCUUCAUCAUUUUAGAGGGUUCAGCAGCUGUCCUGCAGCGUCGCUCUGAGAAUGAAGAAUUUGUUGAAGUAGGAAGAUUAGGACCGUCUGACUACUUUGGUGAGAUCGCUCUGCUGAUGAACCGCCCCCGCGCUGCCACAGUGGUCGCCCGCGGCCCCCUGAAGUGCGUGAAGCUGGACCGGCCCCGUUUCGAGCGCGUCCUGGGCCCCUGCUCAGACAUUCUGAAACGCAACAUCCAGCAGUACAACAGCUUCGUGUCGCUGUCUGUCUGAGGGAGGACCGCUGCUCCCCAUCUUCUUUUUCUGCCCCCUACUCUUCUUCCUCCUUCUCCUCCUCCUCACCUUCUCUUCUUUCAAACCCAGGGUCCACAAAUGCAAUUUGCUUUUCGUUGUUACUUUGCUCUCAUUUAUUUUAUUUUUUGGCUUUUGAGUUCUCUCUUUGUUUUACUAAAAUGGUUUUUUGCCGUCUCCACGUGUCACGCUGUGGUGACUUUUAGCCACUCACCAGCGCUUGUACCAGCUGCUGUACGCUACCUUGUAGACACAGUUACACCACAUGUUACUUAUCUUUCAUAUAUAUCUAUAUAUAUUUGCUGGUUACACUUUUUCUUUUUAGAUUUCAAUUUAAAGCAGGAGAUCUGAAAGACUUUAGGGUCUCAGACUGAUGAGACAAUCAGACCUUACAAGGCGCUUUUACUGUUUUGCUUUCAGAUGAGGUGAAGGCUGAUUCUUCCCUCUAGGUACACAGAAGCAAGGCAGAAACAUGACCGCACCCAACUGUUGUUCUGCUUGUUUUUAAUCCUUUCUUUUCUUUUAGUAGCGGACAGUAGGGACGACCCUACUGUCCGCUGAUUUCUGGAAUCAGCUGUGAUCUGAGAUUCCAUUCAGUUUUUUAUUGUUGUUUUGUUAACUUUUCGAUGGGGAUGACGAAGGCAGUGACGCGUCUGUUUUCGCUUAGUUUGAAAGAGUUUGUACAACUUAAAGGGUUUUUAUUGUGCAGCUACCAGGCUAGUGCCAAAUGUUGAUUAUUGUCACAGCGCAGACAUGCAUAGCUGCGGAAAUGUUCCCUGGAGCUCCAACAGGAAAUGGCUAGAAUCCUCCUAAUUGACUGAACAACCACACAAGAACUGCCUUGAACACUCAAAGGAGAAGAAGAAAAAAAAUACACAAGAAUAGAAGGCAAAGGAGUAUUACACAAGUUUCAGUAUUCAGUUUCUUUAGAAAAAUACCAAAUAACUUGGUCGCUCUUCUGCUAUUGUUUAUAAUCAAAAUGUUAUUAUAGUAUAGUUCAAAUAGUUCUAUUAUUAUCAUUGAGAAAAUGAUAAAUCUUAUGGUUUGGAGUGAAAUAUGUUUAACUGUCUUUUGUAAACACUUAUUUUUCCAUAAAUUCUAUUUUAGGUGUUUGGUGCCACAAAGUACUAAAUAAAUAAAUGAUUCUUCUCGUUGACUAACAUCAACAGUAUGUAACUCGUAUUGUGUAAAACGUCAUGGGAAAAGUUUUUCAGCAGCAAUGGGACGUUUUGAAGGAAAGUCAAGUAUUUGGCUACUGAAGCUGGCAGGCAGAGAACACACUCACUGCUGUCAUCGCCUGUUAUCGCCUGCAGGGGGAGCCUGCCCUGUUCUCUACGCUUACCUGGCAGGACGCUUUAAAGCAUCCAGUGAUCCGGUGUGAAGGGAAGGGCGUAUUUAAAGAUAGAAAGGAAAAAAAAAAAAGAUGCUUGUUGCAGAAGCAGGAAGUUUGUCAGAUAUUUUGUUUGUUAUCCCUUUGGCUUAACUGCUUCGCCACUAUUUAGAUAGCAUAUGAUGUUUUUGUAAGAUCUACCAAGUGAGAUGAUGUUGAUCUGACUCCUCAUUCCCUCUUCACUCUUUUAUCGGAGCUGACCUCUGAAUCCACAGUGUCUCUGUUCUUUGCUUCAUUUAGAGCAGUCGUAUGCGCUUCACGUUGAGAUGUCUGUUUGAUUUUGAACUUUUUAUUUUUGAAGCUUUUUUUUUUUGUUUUUGUUUUUUUGGUACUGAUUGCGGACCGUUCAGCUCGGUGAAAGGAACGUCUGAACUUAAACUGAUCAUCUGUCGUCCCAGCCGGCCCCCCGGGUUACUCCUGGGUUUGUGUCCACUGAUGACACGUCGUGUUUAUCCUCCGUCAGGGCGGAGGGAGUCACCUUCAUUGUUUUCAUGUAAAUAGCUGCAUUGGAGGUUUUAGUUGGAACCGUUUUUAGCCACACUGCAAUCGUCCCGGUUUGCCUUAGCUUACCUAACCUGGGCUUACAGUAGUCGUCCGUCACUUCUAGCCCGACCUUCAGAGAGCUUGAUUGGUGUGCAGCACGAGGAGCUGCAGCCCGUCAGAGGACCAUUCUUUUUCUAUUCUAACCUGUAUUUAGUUUGACCUCCUAUAUGUGCAAAGAUGUUUAUCCUUUUGGUAUAGAUUGUUCCAGAUGGCAGUUUAAGCAAUAAAAAAAGUAAAAAGUCAA